ACAAUCUAGAUCGCUCCACCGGACUUGCCUUACUUUUCCAUCUCCACCCACCCAGCUACACCCUCCCACGGGCAGCGCGGAUGGGACGCCGGCGGGGCCAGCGAGUCUGCGCGAGCUGUCCGAGCAUGCUCAGUAGCGCGCGCGGCGUCCCGGAGCUCCUCCGCGGAACCGCGACCGACGCGGAGGUCUCGGCGGCCGCUGCCGGAGCCACAGGAAGUGAAGCGCUUCCGCCUGGAGACCGCGGCGGCAGGAGCAGAGGCGGAAGGGGUCCUGCGGCGACGACGUCGUCUGCGGGGGUGGCCGAGGGAGCUGAGCACCGAGGGGACUCGCCCGCUCGGAAGCCGGAUCCUGAGCCGGGCAGGAUGGAUCACCACCAGCUGGGGACGGGGCGCUACCAGGUGCUUCUUAAUGAAGAGGAUAACUCAGAAUCAUUGGCCAUAGAGCAGCCAUCUACUUCAAACCCAGCACCACAGAUUGUGCAGGCUGCCUCUUCAGCACCAGCACUUGAAACUGACUCUUCCCCUCCACCGUAUAGUAGUAUUACUGUGGAAGUACCUACAACUUCAGAUACAGAAGUUUAUGGAGAGUUUUAUCCUGUGCCACCUCCCUAUAGUGUUGCUACCUCUCUUCCUACAUACGAUGAAGCUGAGAAGGCUAAAGCUGCUGCAAUGGCAGCUGCAGCAGCAGAAACAUCUCAAAGAAUUCAGGAGGAAGAGUGUCCACCAAGAGAUGACUUCAGUGAUGCAGACCAGCUCAGAGUGGGGAAUGAUGGCAUUUUCAUGCUGGCAUUUUUCAUGGCGUUUAUUUUCAACUGGCUUGGAUUUUGUUUAUCCUUCUGUAUCACCAAUACCAUAGCUGGACGGUAUGGUGCUAUCUGCGGAUUUGGCCUUUCCUUGAUCAAAUGGAUCCUUAUUGUCAGGUUUUCUGAUUAUUUUACUGGAUAUUUCAAUGGACAGUAUUGGCUUUGGUGGAUAUUUCUUGUACUUGGCCUGCUCCUUUUCUUCAGAGGAUUUGUUAAUUAUCUAAAAGUCAGAAACAUGUCUGAAAGUAUGGCAGCUGCUCAUAGAACAAGGUAUUUCUUCUUAUUAUAGAGACUGCAUCAACUCGACAUUCCUUUCUUAUACCAAUGUGAAACUUCCAGAUCAUCGGUAAACCUACAACUUUAAUAGGAUAGAAGACUACUAAUAGCAGAAGACAAAUUAGUGAAGAAAACACAGAGCUUCGAAAUUGAAUGGCAGGGUGGUUUAUGUUUACAAGCCACUUCUGUUCAUUCUUUGAGUAUCUAUGUUUCAUUUGUUUUGCACAUAUGCAUAUGUGCCCAUUUAAGAGAUUUGGAUAUACUUGAAAGAAAUCAUAAAGUUGUAGCACUUAAGUCCAGUCACAUUUGGUUAAUCAGUGUUUGAUAUAAUUGAAAGAGGUGAGUGAUAAACAGUCUUCCAGCAUGUAAAUGCCAUUGACUUUUGACCUGACAUUUAGUAUAAUAAGAAUGAGAUUAUUAACCAUGUCAAA
This is a messenger RNA of Saimiri boliviensis boliviensis (Bolivian squirrel monkey), 1509 nucleotides long. It is a transcript of the gene NDFIP2, whose product is annotated as Nedd4 family interacting protein 2. Gene Ontology annotation, cellular component: perinuclear region of cytoplasm; endoplasmic reticulum; Golgi apparatus. Gene Ontology annotation, biological process: positive regulation of protein ubiquitination; vacuolar transport; metal ion transport. Lineage: Eukaryota; Metazoa; Chordata; Mammalia; Primates; Cebidae. Gene Ontology annotation, molecular function: WW domain binding. The record is from RefSeq and is a predicted model, not a curated record.